AAUAUAUUUAUCGUGCUCUCUCAUUAUUUGAUAUAACACACCACAUACCGACAUACAGCACAAUGGCAGUUGCAGAAGUUGCCCCGCUCUCUCUGGAGGCAGACCAAGAGACUCAAACCAUCACCCUCUCCCACCACAACGCUCCCCAGACUCUCACCCUCCCCGUCUCAGCGACAAUCGCCGACCUCUCCGCCGCCGUCUCCUCGGCCCUCUCCGUCCCCGCCACAAACCAAAAAUUCAUGAUCCCAAAGCUCGGCCUCCUCAAACCGCCCUUCAAAGACCCCGCCCUCCCAGUCUCCUCCUUCGCCGCCGCAAAAAUAACCCUCAUGGGCGCCACCACCACAGAGCUACAAUCCCUCAACGAAGCCCGCGCCGUUGCUGCACGAACCUUCACGCGCCCGAAACCGCGACAGACGGCACAGGCCUAUAAAACACACGACUGGAAGCGCGAACAGGAGGAGAGCCAGUACACCUUCGCCACCCUCCGCCCGCUACCCUACCUCCCCAACCCCUCGCGCUCGCUGGCCUUCCUACAACGCCUUAAGAAUGAUGCGGGCAUCAAGGCUUCGAUGCGGCGGCAUAAGUUCUCGGUGCCGCUGUUGACGGAGAUGAACCCCGUGGAGCACACGACGGCUUCGAUGGACGGGGUGUCGCGCACGCUGGGGCUGAAUCGCAAUCGUGGGGAGGUGAUUGAGUUGCGUCUACGCACAGAUGCAUAUGAUGGAUACAGGGACUACAAGACGAUUCGGCGGACGCUUUGCCACGAGCUGGCUCAUAAUGUGUGGAGUGAUCAUGACCGCAAUUUCUGGAACCUAUGUCAUGAGAUUGAGAAGGAGGUUGAGAAGGCGGAUUGGAAGACAGGCGGGGAUGUAGUAGGAAACGAGAAAUAUUAUGAGGGUACUGGUGGAGGAUUUGGUGAGGUGGAGGCGAAGGAUGAGGGGGGUUGGACGGGUGGUGAGUUUGUGCUUGGUGCCGCGACGGGGACUGAGGGGGUCGGCGGGCCGGAAAGGGGGGAGGCAGGGUUGAGUCGAAGGGAGGUGCUUGCGAGAGCCGCCGAGGAGAGGAUUAAACGGCAGAGAGAGCAGGAGAAUGGCGGGGAGGGCCCGAGUAGGCCGUGA
This is a messenger RNA of Pseudogymnoascus destructans, 1118 nucleotides long. RefSeq lists its product as uncharacterized. The transcript has a single exon. Gene Ontology annotation, molecular function: proteasome binding. NCBI's taxonomy places the organism in Eukaryota, Fungi, Ascomycota, Leotiomycetes, Thelebolales, Thelebolaceae. The record is from RefSeq and is a predicted model, not a curated record. Bases 63 to 1118 code for a protein of 351 amino acids.